Messenger RNA from Lotus japonicus, 732 nucleotides. RefSeq lists its product as uncharacterized. The record is from RefSeq and is a predicted model, not a curated record. Lineage: Eukaryota; Viridiplantae; Streptophyta; Magnoliopsida; Fabales; Fabaceae. Gene Ontology annotation, molecular function: RNA-DNA hybrid ribonuclease activity; nucleic acid binding. The transcript has a single exon. Bases 1 to 732 code for a protein of 243 amino acids.
AUGCCCAAUGAAAGUCAUGUGGCUGCGGUGGUUCAGGGUAUGUACUCAAUUUGGAGGGCCCGUAAUGAAUCUUUGUACAAUCAAACCUUAGCUGAUCCACCGACGGUAAUGUUGCCAGGAUUUCAAGCAUUGGCACAAUGGAGGGAAGCUCAACCAGUAGAAGGACAUAUGGACGAGCAUUGCCCUAAUAAUCCACUAUGGAAGGCUCCACCACAAGGUAUACUCAAGUUGAAUUUAGAUGCUGGUUGGACUGGUAAUUCCUGCACAGGGAUGGGAUUCGUUGUAAGAUCCUCUUCAGGGGAAGCUCUACUGGCAGCUACACAGUUGGAGGAGAAUAGGUUGGAACCCUUGAUUGCAGAGGCAACGGCUAUGCGGUGGGCUCUUGCUCAAGCUACUGGUGUCGAACUCAAUCGGGUGAUUGUAGAAUCUGAUUCAGAGGUAGUGGUUCGAGCUAUGAAGUCCAGGUCGUGCCCUCCACAGAUAGAGAUGCUUAUUGAAGACUGCAAACAAUUGGCUUUAAAUUUUACUUACAUUUGCUUUGAGCACACUAAGAGAGAGGCCAAUGCAAUAGCACAUUUAUUAGCCUCCAAAGCUUGUGAGUUCCCUUCAAACAUGUGGUGGGAGAAUAGACCAUCAUGGUUAAUUCAUGCUCUUCUUGUAGACUCUACAUUUGAGAUUAUAUGUCUUGAGCUUUCAGUAAAAAAAAAAAAUUUGUAUUCCUCACGCAAUUAA